This is a messenger RNA of Clonostachys byssicola, 1743 nucleotides long. Lineage: Eukaryota; Fungi; Ascomycota; Sordariomycetes; Hypocreales; Bionectriaceae. The record is from the annotation of a GenBank genome assembly.
AUGUCUUCUCUGGAAGCCGACAUCUCGUUUGACGAGUUCACCACCAGCUUCUCUUAUGCGCCGGUGAUGCAGCACUGCACCCCUUCGCCCCCCAUGCAUAACCUGGACUUUUCCUUUGAUGCUUCUAUGCUCAAGUAUCAGGUCCCUCAAGAGUUCCACCAGUAUGCUGCUCCUAGGCAGUACGCUCCCAGCCACACUCGCUCUUCCUCGCGUGCCUCCAUCUACUCUGUUGGCUCGGCUGUCGACUCUCCCCCUGAGUCGGUCUGCCCCGGCCUGACCACCCCGCCAAGAGCUGGCUCUCCUGUCCGGAACCAUGGUCCCCUCUUGCUUCCCAAGAUUCGAUCCCAGGAUCAGGAUCUUGAUGGCUUCCCUCCCGUCACUACUGGCAUGAUGUCUACUCCCCCACCUGCCCCUGUUGCUCGCCGGUCCAAGGCCUUCCGCCACGCUCGUAGCUACACCAACCCGGAGACCCUCAACGCCAUGGUCAUGCCUCAGUUCAGCUUUCCCACUCCUCCUCGUGAGGAUGGCUUCAGCAACCAGCUGCUCUGCUCUCCCGCCAACUUUGCCCACUCCCAUGAUCCCUCCAAGGCUCACACCCGCCGAUGCAGCAGCGUCGAGGCCAUGACCACUGACAAGUACGCCUACCCAUCCUACCGUACUGUGCCUGUCAUGCAGCAGACCGACUUCACUUUCCCGUCUGCCACUUACACGCCCCGUGCACCCUCCCCUCUGACCAUGGCCGCCUCCGUCAACGUUACCCCGGAGCCAACCCCCACCACCACUCUCAUGUCCUUCCUCACUGGUGCCAACUCGGCCGCCUCCUUGGUCCGAACCGUUUCCUUCCCCCACCGUGACCCCAACAUCAAGCACUUCUGGUGGGAUAUCCGCAACAUUCGCAACUGGUCCUCCUUCAACCUGGCUUCUGUCCUCACCCUCCCCGGCGCCUCGCUGCUCAACACCCCCAUCCCGGCUCCUGUCCUCCCCCAGCCUACCAUGUCCAGCCGCCACCCAGAGACUGAGGCCGCUCUCCACAGCAUCUACGCCUCCUACUACCUCCCCAAGCUCAACUCCGCUCUCGCCCUCUGCUCUGAGCGUCCUCUCCAACUCUCCGUCCCUGCCGCCACCAAGGGUCCCAGUGCCAUCAACGACCUCCUCUUCACUGCCAACGUCUCCGGCGAGGCUGCUGCCGCUGCCGCCAUGUUCGGUGGUAAGCCCUCCGCCCGCGUCGUCGGCCUCGUCCGCACCUUUGACCGCUUCAACACGGGCAUGCGCGCCGAGGGCAACAUCAAGCGCGUCGAGUACCUCCGCGGCCUCGCCGCCAUCCACCACGCCAUGCGCGAGCACGGCUGCCGCUACGGCUUCAUCCUCACCGAGAUCGAGCUCGUCCUCGUCCGCAACGGCACCGAGUCCGUCCCCUUCUUCGGCGAGCUCGAGGUCACCAGCGUCCAGCUCGCCACCACCGCCGGCGAAGACCAGUCCCAGCUGACCGCCUGCCUCGCCCUCUGGGGCCUCUGCCAGAUGGCCGGCGACCACCCCGCCCCCGGCCACGCUGCCUGGAAGUCAGAGGUCGGCGCUCCCGCCGAGGGCACCCGCCGCAAGGCCAAGGCCAGAGACGGCUGGAUCCCCGCGCCCCAGCUGGCCGAGAAGCGCGAGGCCAAGCGCAGCAGAGGCUGGAUCUGGCCCGAGGACGCCGUCGGCAGGAAGGAGCUGGGCAAGCGUGGUGUGCGCUACGGCGGCAUCUAA